GUAGUUAAUCUAUAUUAAAUUCGAUCAAAGUUAUUAAUUAUUGGAUCAAAAUUAGACUGAAUUGAAAUGGGUCAAAAAUUGGUAAUUAUUAUCAUUAUUAUGUGUAAAAAAAAUUAAUUUUAUAGAAAUAAAGUAUGUAAUUUAUUUUAUCUGUUAUUUUAAAUGGAGAGAUUUUUAUAAAAAUAUGAACAAAUAUUAAAUAUGUAUAAUUGAUAAAUAUGAUAAUUUGUAAGUUUGACGUACAGUGGGAGUAGCAAAAGAUAAACUUUUGCAUUAAAUCCAUAUACAUUAUUAUCACGUUCAUAAAGGCGUAUAAAGUAAGUAAUUCUUUAUACGCCGAUAGUGAGUAAACAACAAAGAAAUAAGUCAUACUUCUAUUAAAAUUGUUUUUAAUAACCGAACAUAUCAAUAAGUAUUCGUAUUUAACUUGCUUCGUGAUUUCUUAAUAACGUUAUUUUGGAAUAAUUAAUUUCUGAUACAGGUGAAAUUUGUUUAUAUGGAUUACGAAGAAUAUAAUGUUCGAGCAUCACUUAUUGGACCGCGGGAAGAACAUCAGAGUUAUAAAACAGGAUAUAUAAAUACGCGUCUCGAUGUCCAAUGUCACCAGUCCUUCAUCUAGGUUGGUAGAGUUUAUUUCGUGCGACAACUUCCGAAAAUUGUCUUUUGUAACACUUUACCAAUUAUUUGCACGAACUAGUAUUGUCAAGUUGAGAUCGUCUAAAUGUUCUUUUGAUCGUACGUGAUUUGAUUUUUUUUUUCUUUGCUCGACAGUGAGUAGAAUGAAGAAGAAGUUACAAAUACUCAUUUCAAGAUGGAUUCCAACGAGAAUAUUAAUAUGCUUAAUGAUGUUUACUUGCUGUUGGACCAGUUACAUGUGUCGUUUACAAAUGCCUAUCUUGGCAGUACCAAUGAUCAAGACUUCACCGACCGAAGAUGUAACCGGUGCAUGUUUCAAUGACAAUGAACGUCAACGGCGAUCUCUUUUGAUGCUCGAACCGAUUGAUUUCAUUGAAGAAUAUAUUAUGGACAGAAAAUUAAACUUUUACGAAACCAAAGAGAUUGAAGGUGAAGGUGAACGCUUUCUCCGACAAACAGAUGACCAAGCUGAACAACCAAGUCGACCUUCAAGUUUUGAACUUUUUAAUGGAUUGCCUUUUGAUUGGAGUCCUCAUAUUCGCGGACAGUUAAUAGCUGCUUACGGUUACGGAUAUAUUCCUGGAUGUUUUCUUGGCGGUCUGAUGGCCUUGAAAUGGGGUCCACGAAAGGCAAUUCUUUGGACAUCCGUAUUAGCGGCUUUUAUAAGUCUAAUCACUCCUUUACUAGCACAAAUUCAUUGGGGUGCACUCGUAUUCGCUAGAAUGAUUAUAGGAUUGACCGGAGGCGUCACUUUUCCCGCUUGUCACACUUUAGUUGCCAAAUGGGCACCUCCUGAUGAACGAGCGCGUUUUGUUUGGUCUCUUUUAGGUGGUACGUUUGGUACUGUCUUCACGUAUCCUAUGGUUGCUGCUAUAGCUGAUUAUAUGAAUUGGGAAUCUGCGUGGUACAUACCAUCUUUGAUGAUGUUUUUAUGGAUAAUAUUUUGGGCAUUGUUAACUUUUGAUUCACCUAUGGAACAUCCGGGUAUAACUGAAGAGGAAAAAGAAUAUAUUUUGAAUUCUCAAGCUGGAAUAGUGAGAAUGCAAAAGCCUACGUUAAAGCAGACACCGAUCAAACAGAUAUUUACUUCGAUUCCGUUCAUCAGUCUUGUUAUCUGCCACUUUGGCAAUCUUUUCUUACUCUUUUUUUAUCAAAAUUCGUUAAUGUUGUACAUGACGAAAGCACUAGGUUUUCAACUUACCAAAGGCGGUACUGCUGCCGGUCUUCCUUGGGCUGGUAGAAUGUUAUUUGGUUUCUUUUUUUGUUGGGCUGGCGAUAACAUUAAAAAGAAACAACUUAUGAGUGUCACUAAACUUCGAAAAUGUGCUACUAUAUUUUCUCAUCUAUUACCAGGCAUCUUUUUAAUAUUAGUUGGUUAUGCCGAAUGUUCCUUAUAUCUUGCUAACGUAUUCUUGUUCUUUGCUUUGGGUUUCAACGGAGCGGCGAGUAUAGCGAAUCUCUCGAACAAUCAAGAUAUCUCUCCAAACUUUGCAGGUUUUUUGUACGGAAUUAUGAAUACUGUUGGGAGUGUAUCUAGUGUGAUAAUACCAACGAUGGUGGAAGAAAUUGCAGGCAAAUAUGGGAAUCCAAUCCAUAAAUGGCGAAUACUAUUUUGGAUUGGUGCUGGUGUGUGCAUUCUGAGUAUGGUUAUUUUUAUUAUUGGUGGAAGUGGAGAAAUACAAAAAUGGAAUGAAAUUAAAGAUCAACCAGAUGCAGAGAGGGGAAAGGCAGAAGCUGGAACGACAUAGGCAUUGCUUUCGUAUA
Vespa crabro (European hornet) is the source of this 2400-nucleotide messenger RNA. Its product is annotated as sialin-like. The coding region runs from base 780 to 2384 and encodes 534 amino acids. Gene Ontology annotation, molecular function: transmembrane transporter activity. NCBI's taxonomy places the organism in Eukaryota, Metazoa, Arthropoda, Insecta, Hymenoptera, Vespidae. Gene Ontology annotation, cellular component: plasma membrane. Gene Ontology annotation, biological process: transmembrane transport; monoatomic anion transport. The transcript is spliced from 6 exons. The record is from RefSeq and is a predicted model, not a curated record.